This is a messenger RNA of Podarcis muralis (Common wall lizard), 2363 nucleotides long. The record is from RefSeq and is a predicted model, not a curated record. NCBI's taxonomy places the organism in Eukaryota, Metazoa, Chordata, Lepidosauria, Squamata, Lacertidae.
CCUGCUGCAAGUGCCUGGAAUAAAUGGGAGAGAGGGGUGCACUCCCCCCUUGCAGGAGCCUGCCUUAAAUUACAUGCAGUGGAAUAAUAAUAAUAAUAAUAAUAAUAAUAAUAAUAAUAAUAACGAGCCUCCACCUUGCUUGGGGGAGCAGGAGGGCCUUGGAAGCUGCUCUGCAGGCAGAAGGUGCAAGGUCCAAUCUCUGGCCUGACUGGGUAAAGCUGGAGAGACACUUGCCUGAAACCCCCUGAAAUGCUUCUGCCAGCCCAAGCAGGCAACAUUGAAGCUCAGUGCACCCAUGGUCUGACUGGAUAUAAAGCCCACAGGGUACAGAACCAUAGACCAGACUCAAACUGGAUUAUCCUCUCCUUCCACCGGAAAGAAAAUGAACGAAACAGAUCCAGUUCAGGGGCUGGUGACCUUCGAAGAUGUGGCUGUAUAUUUCACGGAGGGCCAGGCCGCUUUGCUGGAUCCAGCCCAAAGGUCCUUGUACAAGGAGGUCAUGCUGGAGAAUUAUGGGAACGUCGCCUCGUUGGGAGGAUCUGAAGACCCCAAGCCGGCCCUGAUUUGCCAGCUGGAGCGAGGGAAAGAGCCGUGGGUGGCUAAUCUUCGGCGCCUGGGCGAAGAGGCGCUCAAGGCAACCUCAGGAGACUUGAAGAAGAAAAACGUGUGUCCGGAGUGUGGAAGAUGCUUCUCUGACAUGUCUGUCCUCCUUGAACAUCGGAGAUGCCACUCGACAUGGAGACCGUAUAAAUGCGUGGAUUGCGGGAAAUGUUUCCCUGGGUUUUCAGAGCUUUUGACGCACCACAGAGUCCACGUGGCUGAGAAAGCUUCUCAGUCCUCCGAGUCCGAGGAAGGUUUGGACAUCAAAACAGUCAUCGUUGGCCAUCAGGGAAUUCACACGGGAGAGAAACCUCACAAAUGCUUGGAGUGCGGGAAGUCCUUUGAUUUCAAGUCCACCCUGGCGACGCACAUGCGCAUCCACACGGGGGAAAAGCCUUACAAGUGUUUGGAGUGCGGGAAGUCGUUCGCUCGGAAAGGGAACCUUUCCGGUCACCGGAGACUCCACAUGACCGAGAAGCCUCACAAAUGCAUGGAGUGCGGGAUGUCCUUUGCGCAGCAGUCGAAGCUCGUCGGUCACCAGAGAGUCCACGAGGAGCUUUUCAAAUGCUUCGAGUGCGGGAAGUGUUUCCCUCACAAGGGCCUUCUCAUUGAACAUCGGCGGGUCCACACGGGAGAAAAGCCUUUCAAGUGCUUGGCCUGCGGGAAGUACUUUUCCCGGAAGUCAAACCUUGACGAUCACCAGAGAAUCCACACGGGGGAGAAGCCGUACAAGUGCUCGGUGUGCGGGAUGUGCUUCGCGGGCCGCUCGUCCCUCACCUACCACUACCGAGGCCACACCGGAGAGAAGCCCUUCAAGUGCCUGGAGUGCGGGAAGGAUUUCGCCGACCGCUCGUCGCUCCAGUACCACGAGAGAGGCCACACGGGAGAGAAGCCGUACAACUGCUUCGAGUGCGGGAGGAGCUUUGCCAGUCGUUCGUCUCUGGUUUGCCACCGGAGGACCCACACCGGCGAGAAGCCUUACCAGUGUGUGGAGUGCCUGAUAAGCUUUGCCGACAAGUCGGGCCUCAUAUGCCACGAGAGGGUCCACACAGGGGAGAAGCCGUACACUUGCCUGGAGUGCGGGAAAUCGUACUCCUUCCGCUCGUCCCUCGUUUGCCACGAAAGGUCCCACACGGGAGAGAAACCUUACCAGUGCCUGGAGUGCGGGAAGUCUUAUUCCGACAGGUCGUCCUUUGUUUACCACCAGGGGACGCACACAGGAGAGGAACGCUUCAAGUGUCUGGAGUGCGGGGUGUGUUUUGCGCCAAAGCGGCCACUUUCCAGGAUCCAUGGCAUCCCAGUGGUACAGCACCCGAUUCACCAUGAGAGCUGCUCUUUCUAUCUCAAGUUGAAAAUGGAAUCAGAAAUAAAAGAAGAAAAAUGAAGACAGGAACCCAGGAACAGCAACCUGAUCUUCGUGUGAAGGAAGUUGCAGUAUCUCUGUUUACACAAUAUCUCGGUUGAGUGUCUUGCAUCACUAGCACUUCGAUGUGGCGAGUAAGGAUCGGACAAAGGAGGCCUCUGUACCUGUAAUAUUAGGCUUUGUUCUUGGAAAAGGUUUUCCAUGGAGUUUCGGGCUGUAUACAUGCUACGUAUACCUUUGAAACAAGUUUGAAGCACAUUAUUUCCCUCAGAGAAUUCUGGGCACUGUAGUUUUCCACUCACAGAGAAGCAAUCCCCAGCAGUGCUGAAGAAAACUACAGUGCCCAGAAUUCUUUGAGGCAGGGAGAAUGUGCUUUGAAGUUUGCAUACACACCAUACAU